Molecule: messenger RNA, 3742 nt
Organism: Ictalurus furcatus (blue catfish)
Lineage: Eukaryota; Metazoa; Chordata; Actinopteri; Siluriformes; Ictaluridae
Gene: acap1
Product: ArfGAP with coiled-coil, ankyrin repeat and PH domains 1
Exons: 23
Coding region: 685-2961 (758 amino acids)
Cellular component (GO): cytoplasm
Molecular function (GO): GTPase activator activity; protein binding
Source: RefSeq, a predicted model, not a curated record
GGGGGGCGGACCAACGACCGAGGCUCGAGACAGAGCGAGCGAGCGAGGGAGAGAGAGAGAGAGAGAGAGAGAAACAGUGUCUGCCGUGAAGACCUUAAUUAUUCUCUGAGGAGCCAUCACUAUCAUUAUUUUCUUUAAUUACCCGAGAUCCUCAAAAGAUCAACGCGUUAAAUGUUCAUGCGUGCAAUUAAUCUACUUAAAUAGACGGAACUUCAGCGCUCAAUGGAGCGAAAGAUCACGCGCGCUGGAUAGGAAAACGAAAACUGCCCUGACGACUUGUACUUGGCGUUUAUUUAUUUCUAUUUAUAUAUAUAUUUAGAUAUUGUAAAAGUGGUGUUUUCUGAAUGUAUAUAUGUCGCGUUUUCUUAUUUCGGACAUAUGGAUAGCAAGGUCAAGUACAAAAAUAAGUGUUUUAUAAAUAUGACCUUUCCACAUCAGAGUCAUCUGGGAUUGCGUUAUAUUCUCCAAACAAGCCUGUAAAUACCACAGUGUGAUUAAUUCGGAGAGCUCAUAAUGAGAGCAACAUUUUUGGACACAGUUUAAUAGGACUGCUUGGAGUGAGACUUCACGACAAACAAAAACAAAGGAAAAAGGGACCGCUCCAGCUCAGGCUUGUACAGCUCAUGACACAAGAAGGACUCAUAAUAUAUAUAUAUUUGUAAAUUACAUGGUUCCCCUGAUAAAAUGACUGUCAAGAUGGAUUUCGAAGAGUGCUUAAAGGACUCCCCCAGGUUCAGGGCAGCCAUUGAGGCAGUGGAGGGGGAUGUGAAUGAACUGGAGACACGUCUCGAAAAGUUGGUGAAGCAGUGUAACGCCAUGCUGGAAGCAGGCCGAACAUAUUGCCAGAGCAGUAAGAGCUUUGUAAGUGGACUCAGGGAACUUGGAUACUAUCUCUCUGAAGACACAACCAUGGGGAACUGUCUGGAAAAGUUCUCCAAGAAGCUGUCCAUCAUCCUCAUGGCUCAGGAGGAGCUCAUUGAAAACACACAGAAGUCAGUGAAACUGAAGCUGCAGAGUUUUGUGAAAGAGGAUGUGAAACGCUUUAAAGAUACACGUAAGGAAUUUGAGCGCAGCAGUGAGACUCUGGAAGCGGCUUUGGGGAGGAAUGCUCAAGCCCCACGGGGAAAGCCACAUGAGGUUGAGGAGGCCAGUCAGGCCCUAAUUCAUGCCCGUAAAGCCUUCAGAUCAGGGACUCUGGACUAUGUACUGCAGAUUAAUGUUAUCGAGUCCAAAAAGAAGAGUGAUAUACUGAUGGCGAUGCUCUCACUGAUGGAAACCCAGGCUAAAUUCUUCCAGCAGGGUCACCAGUCCCUCACAGAACUGGAGGAGUACUGUAAUCAACUCAACAAUGAGUGCACACAACUAGUUUUAAACUCUGCAAGAGAUAAGAGGGACAUGGAGCAGAGACACGGUGACAUCAAGAAAAAGGAUGAGUCCUAUGAUGAAUCAAUCUUAGACUUCAGUCCAGAUGCAUCCAGUGGAAUUGCAAUGGAGGGCUACCUGUACAAGCGAGCCAGCAAUGCCUUCAAAACAUGGAGCAGACGCUGGUUUUCCAUUCAAAAAAACCAACUGGUCUACCAAAAGAAAUUUAAAGAGCAGCCCACUGUGGUGGUGGAAGAUUUGCGCCUGUGCACAGUGAAACCCUGUGCUGAACAGGAGAGAAGGUUCUGCUUUGAGGUCGUCUCACCCUCCAAGAGCUGUCUAUUGCAGGCAGAUUCAGAGCGACAGCAGCAAGGCUGGAUGAGUGCUGUGCAGAACAGCAUUGCAUCAGCAUUUCAGGAGAGGAGAGAGGACACAUGCAGCCCUAGGGAGCGCUGCAGCUCCGUGUCAGCAGGCAGUGUGAAUCUUAGUGUUGGAGAGCAGAAGGAGUGUAAAGCCCUGGAGGAGGUGCAGGCUAUACCCGGGAACAGCCAGUGCUGUGAUUGUGGAGAACCAGGACCAGACUGGGCCUCCAUCAACCUAGGCAUAACACUCUGUAUCACCUGCUCUGGAAUACACAGGAGUCUGGGUGUCCAUUUCUCUAAAGUACGCUCGCUGACUCUGGACUCAUGGGAGCCUGAACUCAUAAAAUUGAUGUGCGAGUUGGGAAAUGCUGCCAUUAACCGGAUCUACGAGGCACGCAUUGAUGAGAUUACGAUAAAGAAGCCACACCCUUCCAGUCCCAGGCAGGAUAAAGAGUCGUGGAUACGUUCAAAAUAUGUGGAGAAAAAAUUCAUCCACAAGCUUCCUGAAACAGGGCGUGGAACGCCACUGCGUCGCUCCAGUGCACGCCGUCAGCGAGCAACAACACAAGACAAACUAAGCCAACGUCCUCCCCUCAAACCCAAACCCAACAGAGCCACCCUAGCACGGACCACAGGCCUGACCCCGACUGAAAUCAUGAACAGUACUGGCUCUCACAAAGAUGAGGAAGAAGAGGAGGACUUGAGUGGUCUUCACCCUGGCGCGCUGCUCUACCGUUCUGCAGCACUUCAGCAUUUCCCCGUUAUGGCCGAUGCUCUAGCUCACGGAGCUGAUGUUAACUGGAUUAACGUGGCCGAGGAGAGCAAAACACCACUCAUACAGGCUGCGACCGUGAAUUCUUUGGCAGCGUGUGAGUUCUUGCUACAGAACGGGGCAAAUGUUAACCAGGCCGACUCGAAUGGAAGAGGACCCUUACACCAUGCUACUAUACUGGGACAUACAGGGCUGGUGUGUUUGUUUUUGAAGAGAGGAGCAGACUACAACAAAAAGGACAUCAGCCAAAAAGACCCGAUCACCAUAGCUGUAGAGAGUGCAAACGCUGAUAUUGUUACACUCCUCCGAAUAGCCAAGAUGAACAAGGAGAUGCGGGAGAUGGAUGGAGGCUUCGCCCAAUCAGGUGAUGAGACCUAUCAUGAUAUCUUUAGGGAUUUCUCCCAAAUGGCUUCCAACAACCCCGAGAAGCUGAAACGGCGCAGUGCUGAUAUUAAAACCCCAUAACCACCACCAGGUGCAAGACUGUACCUGUUUUUCUCGCUAUAUUCAGUAUACAGACAUGGGCUGGAAGAUUUAGUGUUAUUUCUUGUGUGUGUCUUGCUUUUUUGCCUGGUCAUCACCUGGCUGUGACACACAAAGAGAAAUCAUUUAUGAACUCUGUAAGCUAUGGAAUGUUAUCACGCUUGACCUUUGAGCCUGAACCUCAUUAGGCCAUUAGGUCAUUUCAGAUUAGCAAUGUUGCUAUGCCACUGCGCUGCUGUAGGUUUAGCUUUGCUCUGUGUUUGCCAGUGUUCUCUUUAACCACACUGGUAUCAGGACUGUGUAAAAGGACUCUGAGUGAAGCCAGUCAACUCUUGGUAGUCUCAUCAAAUUAUUCUGAUCAUGGUUUCAAUUCAUAUUCAUGGUGUUUUUUUUUGUUUUUUUUUAAUGAAAGUAAUACAGCACAUUUCUAUUGUAUGUUUUGAGAGAGAUCUCAUAUCCCUCAAUUUCAUAGAUUGGAUUAUAUUUCAGUCCGAACAGUUUGUUUUAAUUCCACCUUCUCGGGAAACACAGCUUCUUCUCCAAACUGUGCAUUAGUCAUAGAUUAAUUGUAAAUUCCCUGCAAGUGUUUUUAAUUUUCUGUUCAUGACCAAAAUUCCAAAAUUACUUUUCUCAAUUUAUUUUUUGUUACAUAAGCAUUGUGUCAUCUAUGCAUGUCUUGUUUAGGGAAACAAAAGAUUCAUACAUGAUCUUCCCAGUGAAACAGUAGAAAAAAUAAACUUGCUUGCUUAUGUGUCUUCUUUUA